AUGGGGUCGAAAUACCCUUACCAAGCAUUGAACUCGAAAGAUGGUGAGAUUCGAAUUUUAUACCUAUUUUCGAGCCCCGACCCAGAUUCUGAAAUUGAAUGUCGCCUUGAGCAUCACAAGCUUGAAGAGAAUGUUGAAUUCAUGGCGAUCUCGUAUGUCUGGGGUGAAGCUGAGACGAUGCGAUCGGUCCUUUUGGGUGGAGUCCGUGUAGAGAUCAGACCAAAUCUCUUCCAGAUACUGCAAUUGGCUAGGUAUUCUGAGACCUCCGCCGUGGAAAUAGCGCUUUGGGUGGAUGCGUUGUGUAUCAAUCAAGAGGACAAGCUGGAGAGGGGAGGCCAGGUAAGGCUCAUGAGGUCAAUCUACAGUCAAGCUCAAGUUGUUCUGUCAUGCCUGGGAAGCCACUCAGACGACAGUGAGUUGGUAUUCGACCUCCUUGAACGAUAUAGUAGCCGUGAUGGCACCGAGUCUGCAAACGAAACUUUCAAAGCCUUCCUUGGAAGUCCGGACUCGGAGAAUCACUGGGUAGCGCUGACAGCAUUUCUUGCGCGGCCUUACUGGUCCAGAUUAUGGAUCAUGCAGGAAGUAAUAUUGUCGAGCCGGGUUUCGCUGCUCUGUGGGACUGACAUUGGCUCAUGGCGGGUUCUGGCUCAGUUGCUUUCUUACCUUGACUUUCGAUACAGUGUUGCAAUGUCGGGCAUCGGGCGAAAACUACUGUCCGAAUCGCCCCUCAACCCAAGGGCACUAGCUCGAGCAUACAUUGGUCAAGAGAACGGGAAACAGUGGAAGACCUCAGACUGGCUCUACUUGAGCAGACAACGUAAAGCGACAGACCCGCGAGACCACAUUUUUGGUAUCCUUGGAGUUGUGAAGAACUCUGGUCUGGUUGUGGACUACACGAAAUCAAAGGCAGAGGUCUUUGGGGACGUCGUCGAGCACGUCAUCCGCGAAGAGCGUAACCUCGACAUUCUCAGCGCAUGUGGGACGUACAACGACAGCUCUGGGAUGUCGGACGCAAUCUUUGCGCUCAUUAGCGGCCGAACACAUGUUAGGCUUGUACAUGAAGCUUACGCAGCACAAGGCAGAGACCUUCCACCGGUCCCAGACGACAUCAAGGAGGCAAUGGAAGCCGCAGAAAAGACCUCUCCAUCCUGGAGCACCGACUGGAGUGUUGCGUCCGCAAGUGGAGAACGAGGAUCUCUCGUUUCAGGCUUUCGUGAGGCGUGCUAUUUCCGAGCUGCAGGCGAUUCGAUACCUGACGUCCAAUUCUACAAGGAGGAAGGUCGAAUGCUAAUUCGGGGAAUAUGUGUCGACACCAUCGCGGAUAUCUCAGAUGUAGAAUUGCCGAAUCUAGAUUUUCGGGGAUGGGGCAUGUGUAGCCGUCACGAUGCAGUUCGCCAGAGAUAUCGAGACGAAGCUACCCUAAAGCAAGCUUUCAGAAGCGUAUUUGUCCUUGGUCGCAAUACGAAAGGCGCAAAACAGGAGUUUACCAACGACAAAGCCUUCCCAGACCACUUUCUGCACAUCCCUGGCGAGGGAGAAACCCAUAUUUCGCAGACUGACUGGCUAGAUGCACUGUAUUCCCUGAUUAAUGAUUCUCUGGUCACUGGACAGGUCUUUGUUACAAGUUCUGGCUUCAUUGGACGGACACCACCAGGGUCUAGAAUCGGGGAUUUAAUCGUCGUAUUUUCUGGAGGGAAAGUUCCAUUCGUAAUCCGGAGGUGUCCGGGCUUGGAUGAUCUCAAUGUGGACAGAUAUGUCCUUAUUGGAGAAGUUUAUGUUCAAGAUAUCAUGGAGGGGGAGAUUAUCAAUGAGCUAAGAGACGGAAAUCUAACGGAGGAGUACUUCAAUAUUGUAUAA
This is a messenger RNA of Exophiala bonariae, 1857 nucleotides long. RefSeq lists its product as uncharacterized. Lineage: Eukaryota; Fungi; Ascomycota; Eurotiomycetes; Chaetothyriales; Herpotrichiellaceae. The transcript has 2 exons. The record is from RefSeq and is a predicted model, not a curated record. The coding region runs from base 1 to 1857 and encodes 618 amino acids.